AUGCUUCCCCGUCACACCCACAACAAGAUAUUCGCUUCCGGCAAGCCCGUUGCCAAGGGUUUGCAGAACCGCAAUAUCGACUUUUACGCCUCGGCCCAUUUUACGCCCGACCGCAUUGCGCCCAGCCAGCCCCGCGAGAUCAGACCCAGUCCUAACCAUCAACCCCACCCGCCACUUGUGACACCUUUAGACCGUCGGGUCAUGAGUCCCUGA
This is a messenger RNA of Puccinia triticina, 213 nucleotides long. RefSeq lists its product as uncharacterized. NCBI's taxonomy places the organism in Eukaryota, Fungi, Basidiomycota, Pucciniomycetes, Pucciniales, Pucciniaceae. The transcript is spliced from 3 exons. The coding region runs from base 1 to 213 and encodes 70 amino acids. The record is from RefSeq and is a predicted model, not a curated record.